Messenger RNA from Cercospora beticola, 1230 nucleotides. RefSeq lists its product as uncharacterized. Lineage: Eukaryota; Fungi; Ascomycota; Dothideomycetes; Mycosphaerellales; Mycosphaerellaceae. The record is from RefSeq and is a predicted model, not a curated record. Gene Ontology annotation, biological process: amine catabolic process. Gene Ontology annotation, molecular function: 1-aminocyclopropane-1-carboxylate deaminase activity; pyridoxal phosphate binding; D-cysteine desulfhydrase activity.
CAGUGGCUUUACUGGAGUUCAAAGUAGUCAAACGUUGCACCAUCAUUAGAUGUCCGAUCACUUACCUCUCCACAGCACAACCAAGGUAGAGGAACAGCGACGUCAGGCCUUCACGAAUCACAAAAUGGCAGAAGAAGCAGCUUACUUGCAAAAGCUCAAGUCUAUUCCCAAGGCUACAUUCCUCUUCGGACCCUCUCCAAUCCAGCACCUACCCCGCCUCACAGAAUCUCUGGGCUCCAAAGUCCAGAUCUAUGCCAAACGCGACGACUGCAACUCUGGUCUCGCUUAUGGCGGAAACAAAGUCCGAAAACUCGAAUAUCUCGUCGCAGAUGCAUUGUCCAAGAAUAGCACACAUCUCGUCUCCGUUGGCGGAGUGCAAUCCAAUCACACUCGUGCCGUGACUGCUGUUGCCACAGCUUCAGGUCUGAAAGCCGUCACUGUCCAGGAGAAAUGGGUUCCAAUCGAUCCUCCACUUUACGACAAGACAGGAAACAUUCUCCUCUCUAGACUGAUGGGCGGAGAUGUGAGAUUGAACAACGAAGGCUUUCACAUCGGCCACAAAACUGCCACGCAGGAAGCUUUCGCCGAGAUUGAGAAGAAUGGCGGCAAGCCUUACUACAUCCCGGCAGGAGCAAGUGAUCACGAACUGGGAGGCUUGGGUUUCACGAACUUUGUCGUUGAGUUGGCAGAGCAAGAAAAGACUCUCGGACUCCCCUUCUUCGACACUUUAGUCGUCUGCUCUGUGACAGGUUCCUCCCACGCAGGUCUCAUUGUCGGUGCCGUCGCAGAGGGUCGCGGGAGAAAGGUCAUCGGAAUCGACGCGAGUGGCAAACCAGCUGAGACUAAAGCCCAAGUCACCAGAAUUGCGAGAAAUACUGCGAAGCUUUUGGACGAGAAGCUGGAGAUCCCAGAUGAGGCUGUCAUUCUGGAUGAGAGGUUCCAUGAAGGAAUCUAUGGCAUUCCCGGCCCGAGCACGAUCGAAGCGAUGAAGGUUGCUGCGAGGACGGAUGCUUUGAUCACAGAUCCGGUGUACGAAGGAAAGAGUAUGGCCGGUAUGAUCCAGCUGAUUAAGGAAGGCACGAUCAAGGAGGGCUCGAAUGUGCUAUAUGUGCAUUUGGGCGGGCAGCCGGCAUUGAAUGCAUAUUCGAGCUAUUUUGACUGAGAGUGGCAGACGUGCUAUUUACGAAAUAGAAGAGAAGCAUUCCUCUCUGCUCUCAAAGAGGACAUUUC